This is a messenger RNA of Fonsecaea nubica, 1821 nucleotides long. RefSeq lists its product as hypothetical. Gene Ontology annotation, biological process: positive regulation of transcription by RNA polymerase II. The transcript has a single exon. The record is from RefSeq and is a predicted model, not a curated record. Gene Ontology annotation, cellular component: nucleus. Gene Ontology annotation, molecular function: DNA-binding transcription factor activity, RNA polymerase II-specific; zinc ion binding; transcription cis-regulatory region binding. The coding region runs from base 1 to 1821 and encodes 606 amino acids. Lineage: Eukaryota; Fungi; Ascomycota; Eurotiomycetes; Chaetothyriales; Herpotrichiellaceae.
AUGAAACCAACUCACACAGCGCGCAAAGCAACCAAGGCUCGAGAAGCCGUCAAGCACACGAAGACAUUCUCAGGUUGCUGGACAUGCCGUGAUAGACAUGUGAAGUGUGACGAAGCAAGACCCCAUUGUGCGCGAUGUAUCAAGGGUGGAUUCCAAUGUCAAGGAUACGGCAUCAAGCUCGUCUGGAUCGACCCGAACAGUCAAGAGCGCGAGCAGAACAUCCGGCGCGUCAUCGGCACGCCCGCUGUCUAUGAUGAUGCGUCGAAUUUCAUGCGAGUCGAUGUCAAUGAGGCUUUGGAGGUCAUAGAAGGUCUCUCGCCCGGAGAAGGAUACGUGUCGUCAGGCCCAUUCUCAGUCUUUUCGCUACAAACAACCGAGGCAGAACAGCUUGAACCAUCUUUUGAUCCAGACUUACAGACACUUCCAAUUUGCGGAAGACGAGAUUCGGCCUUGCCAACAGAUCUCUCGGAAGAGGAUGUCGAUGACCAGGGCGACGAAUUGAUAGAAACCAUCAUCUCUCCUUCCACAACCUAUCUUCAAGGCUCAGCGGACACUCUGGACACGCCCACACAAUGGCCUUCGAGUCCUGCUUUACCGCUUACAAUACGCCACCUCGACCUUCUACCGCGCCCGGCUGAACAACGAGAUCUCAUCCACCACUGGACAAACUUCGUCUGCUGGCACCUCGUCCCCGUCGACCGGCCGGACAACCCAUUCCGCAGCGUCUUCACGCCCAUGGCUCUCGCGGGCCUAUCGUCGCCAUCAAACCAAUCGAACGGACAGAUUGCACUUUUCCACGCGCUAUGUGCCACCUCGGCCUUCAGCCGUGGCCAGCUUCUCCAUGGGGAUAGCAGAAACCUUACCUUGGCGAUGAAGCAUUACAACCUAGCAAUCAUGCACCUGCGCCAUAGCCUCGUGAACCUCAAGGACAACGACCAAAAUCUCGGCCAGGUCCACCUACACCGGGGCUCCAUUCUCGCGACUAUCACCAUGUUCUCGGCAAUGGACAUGAUCACCGGCCGCGCGGGCGAAUGGCGCACCCAUCUACAAGGUGGCGCCUCGUGGCUGUCCACCAUAGAAAACAGCGAGUGGGAUCGCGACAAGUCUUCCUCCAUGGUCUACCAAGGUUAUCUCGCCAUUGCGGCGCUGUGUAAUAUCAAUCUCCCGUCCACCAUCGACGUCGAAUCCGAAAGUUUCCUGGGCGACGAGCGGAACUACGUCCUUGAUCGAUUCUUCGGGCUCACCCGUCCGAUCCUGAAACACAUCGUCGUGAUGAACAGCCUGACCAACCGCAUUUCAACCACAGCUUCCGAACCGCCAACGGCCGCGAUGCUGGACGAUCUGGAAACCCAACUGUACGCGCAGACGCCGUCGAAUCUGGACCUCUCAGGCCUUCCACCCCUCGCUCAAUUUCUAACCUUGCACCACGCCUACGUCUUCUACUACGCCUCGCUCAUCUACUUUCUCCGCACCGUCCGCCGCCUCUCCCCGCAGGCCGCGUGCAUCCAGACUAUGGUUUCGCAAGCCGUCACGCAUCUGGAAGACAUUGAAAGCCUCGGGGGCGACAGCAUAGGCUGCACGUUGGUUUGGCCGCCGUUCAUCGUGGCGUGUGAGUGCUUGAGCGAGGAGAUGCAGGAGAGAAUGCUCAGCUGGUAUCAGCUGAAGAGGAGGCAUGGGUUCAUGAACCUGGAGAUUUCAAAGGACAUUGCGAGGGAGUUGUGGCGGAGACGGAAGUUUGCGGAUGAUCGAGGGAGCGCAGACGUGGAUAUACAGUGGCAGGAUGUUUUGAGGGAGAUGAAGAUGGACAUUGUCCUUGCGUGA